AAGAGUAUGUCUAAACAGGGACGAACCAUCAUCUUCUCCAUUCAUCAACCUCGUUUUUCCAUCUUCAAGUUGUUUGAUAGCCUCACCUUAUUGGCCUCAGGAAGACUAAUGUUCCAUGGUCCUGCUCAGGAGGCCUUGGGGUACUUUGCAUCAGCUGGUCACCACUGUGAGCCCUAUAACAACCCCGCAGACUUCUUCCUGGAUGUCAUUAAUGGAGACUCCUCUGCUGUGGUAUUAAACAGAGAGGAGGAAGGUGAUGAAGCCAAGGAGACUGAAGAGCCUUCCAAGAGAGAGAAGCCACUCAUAGAAACAUUAGCUGAGUUUUAUGUCAACUCCACCUUNUUUCUGACAGCUCUGGGCUGCCUGGUUACUCUAUCAUUUAACAUACAUGUGUCUGAGGAGUCUAGAGAAGAUGAAUCUAAGAGAAGACUACAGGCCAAAUUGAGUUUAGAUAAUCAGGCACAAGAAGUGAGGGAAGGUCACCACUGUGAGCCCUAUAACAACCCCGCAGACUUCUUCCUGGAUGUCAUUAAUGGAGACUCCUCUGCUGUGGUAUUAAACAGAGAGGAGGAAGGUGAUGAAGGUGCCAAGAUGAUUGUAUCAGUUAUCCUGGGACUGGCUAUCGGUGCCAUUUUCUAUGGCCUAAAAAAUGACUCUACGGGAAUCCAGAAUAGAGCUGGGGUACUCUUCUUCCUGACAACCAACCAGUGUUUCAGUAGUGUGACAUCCAUGGAGCUCUUUGUGGUCGAGAAGAAGCUGUUUAUGCAUGAAUAUAUCAGUGGAUACUACAGAGUGUCAUCUUAUUUCUUUGGGAAACUGCUAUCUGAUUUACUACCCAUGAGGAUGUUACCAAGUAUCAUACUUAAUUGUAUAACAUACUUCUUGUUGGGAUUGAAACCGGUGGUGGAGGCCUUCUUCAUCAUGAUGUUCACCCUUAUAAUGGUGGCUUAUACGGCCGGUUCCAUGACAAUGGCCUUAGCAGCAGGUCAGAGUGUGGUAUCCUUAGCAACACUUAUCACGAACCUGCUUUUUGUGUUUAUGAUGAUUUUUUCAGGGCUGUUGGUCAACCUCAGAACCAUAGUGCCUUGGCUCUCGUGGCUUCAGUACUUGAGCAUUCCUCGGUAUGGCUAUGCGGCUUUGCAGUAUAAUGAAUUUUUGGGACAAAACUUUUGCCCGGGACUCAAUGUCACAGCAAACAAUACCUGCAGCUUUGCAAUAUGUACUGGAGAAGAAUUUUUGAGAGACCAGGGCAUUGACCUCUCACCUUGGGGCCUGUGGAAGAAUCACGUAGCCUUGGCAUGCAUGACUGUUAUCUUCCUUACAAUUGCCUACCUAAAAUUGUUAUUCCUUAAAAAAUUUUCUUAAAUUCUUCUCCAAUUUAUAUGAUUUAUCUACAUAUUCGAAAGGGAGCACCUUAGCCCUGGCUGGAUAGCUCAGUUGGUUAGUGUCACUCUGAUACACCAAGAUUGUCGGUUCAAUUUCUAGUCAGGGCAUAUAACAAGAGUCAAGCAAUGAAUGUAUGACUAAAUGGAACAACAAAUCAAUGUCUCUCU
Messenger RNA from Miniopterus natalensis, 1553 nucleotides. The record is from RefSeq and is a predicted model, not a curated record. NCBI's taxonomy places the organism in Eukaryota, Metazoa, Chordata, Mammalia, Chiroptera, Miniopteridae.